CUAGUGAAGAUGGUGGCACGCGCGGCGUGUGGCUCCCGUCGUCUGCCCAAGUCUCAGCUCAGCGCUCCGGCCGGCGUCUCGCUGGUCUGGAGCCCCAGUCCGCCGGGCCCCUGACCCCGCGCCCCUCGCGCCCGACUCCCGGUAUGCCCCGCGCCCGAAAGGGCAGCGCGCCCCGCAAGGGCGGCCAGCGCCGCAGAGGCGGUGCUCGGAGCAGUGCCCAAGCUGACUCAGGUUCCAGUGAGGAUGAGGCAGCCAGUGAGGCCCGCAGCACCACCAGUGAUUGCCCCAGCCUUCUUAGCACCGCGGCAGAGGACAGCCUUGGGGGGGAUGCUGUGGACGAGCAGGGCCAGCAGGAGGACCUUGAGGAGAAGCUGAAGGAGUAUGUGGACUGCCUUACAGAUAAGAGUGCUAAGACCCGGCAAGGUGCUCUUGAGAACUUGCGUCUGGCCCUGGCGUCCCGCCUACUCCCUGACUUCUUGCUGGAACGUAGCCUUACACUGGCCGAUGCCUUGGAAAAGUGCCUCAAGAAAGGAAGGGGCGAGGAACAGGCCCUGGCUGCCGCCGUGCUAGGCCUGCUCUGCGUGCAGCUGGGUCCUGGACCCAAGAGUGAGGAGCUGUUCCAUGGCCUGCAGCCCCUCCUGGUCUCCGUGCUUAGCGAUGGCACAGCCAGCCCUUCUGCCCGGCUCCAUUGCGCUUCUGCUCUGGGCUUGGGCUGCUACGUGGCUGCCGCUGACGUCCAGGACCUGGUCUCUUGCCUCACCUGCUUGGAAGGUGUUUUUAGCCGAUCCUGUGGUGCGGGUGGAUCCCCAGCCCCUGCCAGCCUGCAUGGCCUGUUCUGUGCUACCCUGCAAGCCUGGGCAUUGCUACUCACCAUCUGCCCUAGCACCCACCUCAGCCACAUCCUUGACAGGCAGCUGCCACGGCUACUCCAGCUCUUGUCCAGUGAAACUGUGAACCUGAGAAUUGCUGCCGGCGAGACCAUCGCGCUGCUUUUUGAGCUCGCCCGGGACCUUGAGGAGGACUUGAUUUACGAGGACAUGGAUGCCCUCUUCAGUGCCCUGCGUACUCUGGCCACUGACAGCAACAAGCACCGUGCCAAAGCUGACCGCCGGCGCCAGCGCUCUACGUUCCGUGCGGUGCUGCACUUUGUCGAGGGUGGCGAGUGUGAGGAAGAGACUGUGCGCUUCGGCCUCGAGGUGCUCUACGUGGACAGCUGGGCUCGGCGCCGAAUCUACGCUGCGUUCAAGGCUGUGCUGGGUUCGGGCAUGCACCACCACCUCCAGAACAACGAGCUGCUCCGUGAUAUCUUCGGCUUGGGCCCUGUGCUGGUGCUGGAUGCCACAGCCCUGAAGGCCUGCAAGAUCUCACGAUUUGAGAAGCACCUGUGCAAUGCCGCUGCCUUCAAAGCGCGGACCAAGGCGCGCAGCCGCGUGCGGGAUAAGCGGGCAGACAUCCUGUGAGGCAGGACCAGCAGAGAGGAGCUUGUCCACACCCUUGCCCGUAUUUUUAACAGAAGACAGUGCACCAACUGGUCUCUGCCAGAAAUUGUCGCUUUAUUUUUUUAAUGACUAAACCAAAAACAGACAUGGGGGUGGGUGGCUGGAGGCCAGGUCUCUUGGGAUCCUGGUUCUGUGCCCCUGCUCUCAGCCUUGUGGCCUCUUUCUGCCCUGUCCCAGGUCAGGCCAGAUGUGUCCCUGUCCCAGAGCUGUGAGGCAGGCAGGAGGAGGGCGUGCUCUCCUGGGAUGAACCACUUUCUUAAGGGUGGGGAUGGCAUCUGGACUAAUGUCACCACAACAGGUGGGGAGGUGAGGCUACAUGGAAUGGAUUUAUGUGCUGAUUUUUAAAGAUUAUUAGAUAUAAUUAAACUGAAUGCUCAGCCUC
Messenger RNA from Molossus molossus (Pallas's mastiff bat), 1881 nucleotides. It is a transcript of the gene IFRD2, whose product is annotated as interferon related developmental regulator 2. The record is from RefSeq and is a predicted model, not a curated record. The coding region runs from base 144 to 1460 and encodes 438 amino acids. The transcript has 12 exons. NCBI's taxonomy places the organism in Eukaryota, Metazoa, Chordata, Mammalia, Chiroptera, Molossidae.